Meloidogyne enterolobii is the source of this 330-nucleotide messenger RNA. Lineage: Eukaryota; Metazoa; Nematoda; Chromadorea; Rhabditida; Meloidogynidae. The record is from the annotation of a GenBank genome assembly.
AUGGUUAGAUAUGUUAAUUCACAUACAUUUCCUGAUUCACAAUUGAAAGAUUAUACAAAACAAAUCACAAAAAUUUUAAUUAUUUUGGCAUUUAUUCCUCUAACAAUUCUUAUUGCAACAUCUUCUUUUGUUUUUCUAGGCUCUACAAACAACACAAAUUGUAACAAAAUAAAUUAUGAAUUUAAUUUAAAUCAAUUUAAUUCACAAUAUUUAUUUAAUUUUUUAAUUCAUUUAGUCCCUGUUAUUAAUCCUGUUGUUUGUAUUUUAACAAAUAAGCCAUAUAGAGUAUUUGUUUUAAGUCGUUUAAAUAAAAUUGCACCAACUUUGUAA